GAAUGGCUUUGUUGCUGCCAAAAGCAUGAUGGAUCUUCGGUAUCAGCUGACCGAAAAGGGACAGUCUUCCAGUUUUGCUACUUCGGAAAAAGACCCCGAAGAGUUUCUGAAUCUGAUCAUGCAUCGCAUUCUUGGACUGGAGCCACUCUUGAAACUGCA
This is a messenger RNA of Thamnophis sirtalis, 159 nucleotides long. The record is from RefSeq and is a predicted model, not a curated record. NCBI's taxonomy places the organism in Eukaryota, Metazoa, Chordata, Lepidosauria, Squamata, Natricidae.